Myxozyma melibiosi is the source of this 2554-nucleotide messenger RNA. RefSeq names its product TLD-domain-containing protein. Gene Ontology annotation, cellular component: nucleus. The transcript has 4 exons. Gene Ontology annotation, biological process: response to oxidative stress. Lineage: Eukaryota; Fungi; Ascomycota; Lipomycetes; Lipomycetales; Lipomycetaceae. The record is from RefSeq and is a predicted model, not a curated record. Bases 235 to 2403 code for a protein of 722 amino acids.
GCUUUAUCGCCCUGAUACGGCCGGAAAUCUCAUCCUCUGCGUCAUCGUCAUCUGAUAUACCAUCGCUGUCUCCAACUCUGCCUGGAGUCCUUGUAAGUUGACAUUCUUACUAUCAACCGCAUACAAUCAACAGCCUGUAGUUGAUGCGCAUUGCUGUUUGCCCAGCGACAACGAGCACAGGCACAGACUGCAGCAGAUCCAACUGAUAGCAGCAACCAGGACUAAACUGCAGUCAUGGGCCAACUCAACAGCAACGAGGCGAACCUGACGAGGAUAUCUCCUCAGGAAGUGUCCUCGCGGUUCGCGACGAAAUGUGGUCAGCAGUUCACGGGUAUCGAGCUGUGGGCGUUCAAGGAUGUGUUUCGACGGAAUGCAAAGGUCAAUGAUAGUAAAUACUACUGGACCCUCGAGAGCUUCGUCAACUUCCUCGAACUCCCCGACUCAGUCUCCGAAUCCUCCAAGAUCCUCUACUCGGUAGUCCACUACCUCUGCCUCUUCCCCUUCAUCCGCCCUCGCGACCCGCCUCUCUCCUUCUCGCAAACAAUGCCGACAACGCUCACCUUUGAAAACAUGGUCAAGGUCGUCGUCUUGCUCACCGGGCGCUACAAAAAGCUGCUCACGAGCGACUACGAUUUCUUAAAAUUGCUGUUUUGCGCGGUCGCGCAAUAUGAGGUCGCUAUGCGCGCUGACUCGGAGUAUCGCGAGAAAGUAGCCGAGAGCGAGACCGAGACCGCGGAGGCGGCUGAUGAGCAGCAGAGCAGUAGCGAGGAGAAAGCAAAGGAGGAAGCGGGGCCGGAGAAACCGUCGGCGGCUUCGUCUGGAGCAGAGGAGAAGGUCGGGUUCUGGGACAAGAAGAUCUCGCAAUUCGAAAAGUUCACCGACAACCUCCUCAAAUCCGAUAAAGAAAAGGAGAAAGAAGCUACAUCAUCAGCAGCAGCCGGCUCGUCGGCCUCGACCACCUCGACCGACGACGAAAUGCUGAUGGUCGACCUCGACAAGAUCGAGAGCUGGUUCGAUCUCGACCUGAUCAAAGCCUACGACGGCAUCGACGUCGACGACCUCAGACUUUCCCCCACCUCGCUCUACCACAUCUUCACCCUGCUUCUUGCCAUCGCACCCUUGCAACCGCAAGAAUCAGUCACCACGUACGCCUCGCAUUUCGAAGAACCUGCUUUGUCGAAUUAUAAGAAACUCGCGGCGGCGAUGACGCGGUCGUUUGCGCCGAAAUGGACGCUGAAGGAUGCGAAUGAUGCAGAGUACGUGCGCGCAAACGGAAUCAGCUACGCGAGAUUCUUCAACGUCGUCAAGUCGGCUAUGCCGUUUGCGUUUGACGGCUUGGGUAUCUUGUUUGAGCAUUUCCUGUUCAACCGCCGCAUCGCACCCGACACGCCUAAACCGCCUUCGAUACAUGAAGAUGACGAAGAGACGAUCCACUCUAGCUCGCCCUCGCGCCAUCCCUACCUCUCGUCCUUCGACCGCGACAGCCUUGACGAGCUCGACGAGGACGAAGAAGAAGAACGUCGCAAGGCGACUCCGAUCCACAAACGUCCUCGGCUGCCGGAACCCACCAAGCUAAUGACCGCGGCCACGAUCGGUCAGCUCGCGACCUUUAUGAACGUAAACAACUUCCAGCUCUACGGCGGCCUCAAGAAACUCUACGUCGGCUCCGAAGCCGGGUUCUCGAUGGGCUCGUUUGAGCAGAAAGUGUUUAAGUGGAACGCGCCCACAAUCUUGCUGAUCCAGGGAUACAUGAUGGAUCCGAACGGGCGGAGUGCGCGCGAACGAGCGUUCUUGGACCAGAUCCCGCCCGCGAGGUAUGCGAGCAGUUGCUCGAUGGUCAAGCAGCAUAACGGCGAGCUUGUCUUUGGCGCCGUCGUCAACACGCCUUGGAAGAAUUCUAACAAGACAUGCUUUGGUGACGGCUCGACAGCUCUGUUCCAACUCGAACCCCUCCAGGAUGUCUUCAAAGCCCGUCCCUACAACGAAAACUACGUCUACUUUUCCAAAACCCUCGGCAUCGGCUUCGGCAACCUUCCCCCAAAGCAAAACACCCACCAAAACAACGGUCUCCCGCAAUACGACUUUGGCGACGUCUCGCUCACGCUCGAGCCCUCGUUCGAGUACGCCGUCUUCCGCAACGUCGGCUCCGAAACUUUCCGCCGCUCGCAGAUCCGCGAGAAUGUCGACUUUGAAGACCGCCUCGCCAUCACCGAGAUGGAGGUCUGGGGCGUCGGCGCAGACGACGUGUUGCGCGAGCAGGCGAAGCUGUGGGAGUGGGAGGAGAACGAGGCGUUGCGGAGGAAGAACGUGAAUCUGUCGAAGGAUAUUGAAGAGAGCAGGGCGUUGCUUGAGAUGGCGGGUUUGGUCGGCGGAGGAAACCGCUCGGGCGGUAGUGCCGCUUAGUCUUUUUGUUCUUUUACCACCCUUUUUUGUCUUGCAGUUCGUGAUAAAGCGUGUUAACUGCGGUCUGUAAAUUUUCCGAUAUCGAAGUUGUCGUUAUUUGUGCCUAAUAGAAGUUGGCGGGGUGCGGCUCUGUUUAAUUUGGUCUUGUAAA